AUGUCCGAACAACGCCUCGUCUUCCACCCAAGACACUCCCUGGCCUUCACCACAGAUUUCAUCUACAACGCAGUCAAAAUCGACGAUGCAGGCGACGCCCUCGAGGCCGUCUGCCGCAUCCUCAGUGCGGAGGCCAAGGUUCACGCAGGCCGCGAUACGGGCUCGCAAACCCUCGACCAGGCGACGUACCUCGUCGGCUGGCACGACGCGAUCCACUCUCUCCGAAACUUCAUCCUCGCCCGGAGAGACCUACAAAUGAACAAGAACACGCACAUCCACGGGGUCCCCAUGUGUAUGUCAUUUCCGCUCUCGGCCACUAUUCCGGAGGCUGCGAUUCUGGUCGCCAGCCGGGGCACCGCGUCGGUCUUCAACAUCCCCGAAGUCCCGCUCAUUGCCCCCAACAGAGCCGAGAAGCAGGCCGAUGACGGCUUCAUUGUCGUGAGCUCCUCGUCCGCCACCCCCUUCAACACGCCCACGACAAGCUCUUUCCUCCAGAACUCCUCGUCUGCGCCCACCGCCCAAAGCUCCCAACUCAACACGUCCAAAAUCCUCGCCGGCAUGGACACCAAGACCAUCCUCAUGAACUACGAGCGCGAGGCCCGCGAGUCGGAGCAGAGGAUCGCCACGGAGAUGGCUAAGAUGAGCCUGAUGCGCCAGGCUAUCUUCAAAGACCGCUUCUUCGGCGAGGAGCCCUCACUCCUAGACAACGGCGGCUUUGUCAACAAGAAGCAGCAAGACCGCGCCAUCGACGCCGUGAACCAGAUCUUCCGCAGGUGGAGAGGUGGACAGGUGCCGCCGACAACCCGGCCUUCUCACGAGGAGCCGGCCGUCAGGAAUCUUGGUCUCUUCGGCGGAGCAUUGCGCAAUCUGCAGAGCAACAGACCGGCAGUGUCUCAGUCGCCCGGCAACGCGGGAACCUUUGGGGGUCCUUCGAUUGGGAGCCCCUUUUUCAGCCCGUCUCAACCCAACACCAGCCAAGCUCCUCCUCGGAGCCAGCCAUCCCUCUUCAACUAUGCCUCGAUGCAGUCCACUGCACCAAGAAGCCAGCCCAAUCCGACGCCACCUGCUCCGCUCCUAGAAUGGCAGCUCGACCAGCUUCUGCAGGAUCGGAACGACACACACGACCUGAAGGAGUUGUGGCAGUCGUAUCAGCCAGGCCCUUCCUUCAUCGAGCGCAACGGGGUUCUUCUCCCUCCCCCUGAUGCGACGCCCUCUGCUGGAUCUUCCAAGUCCGUCGUAUCCUCAGGCCCGCCCCAGACCUUUGGGAGGCGCUUGGGGUCCUGCGCCAUAUCUAAUGGUGGCCAGCGUCAGUCCCGCCGUGAGCAGUUAGCGCCCAGCAGCAUAUUCCACAUAGUCGCCCAUCCCACGCCCUCGACUAUUCCAGCCUCAACCCAAGGUACGCUUCUCCAGGCAUCUCGACAGCAGCCAUCUUCCUCCAGCCCGACCUGGACUCAACCCCAAGAUGCCACCGAACGCGGGAUGCAAGCAAUGUACCGCGAAGGCGACCGCCUCCUCGAUCUCGACGCCGGCAGUCGCGCAACUGCCGACAGAUCCACUCGCCGAAGCCAGGCUGAGCUCGCCCACCAAGCUGCCCGGGACCUCCGGGCCCGCGUGCAUGCCCGCAGGGCCAUGGAGCAGGCGCAGACGCACACCCCGGAAAGCAGCGAUUCCCUGAUGACGGCGCCAUCGCCGACGUCUAGUUCCACGGAGCCCGCGGAGCUGGACGCAUUCAACACGCAGGUUGCCCCGAAGGCUGCUGCUCCUACGCCUCCCAGCCGGCCUUCUCUCUUCGAAAAGGCUCUCAGCCCGGAGGAGUACAACCCAGCACCAGUCCGGGGAGGUCCUGCUUCCGGCCGUGGGGGCCUCUUUGCGGAAGCUUUCUACAACCCAGCACCAGCCCGGGGCCAUGCCACGGACAACACCUCCAUUCCCAAGGCCGCCGCCCAUGCUCCCGGCCGAAGUGGCCUCUUUGGGGAAUCGCCUCACAUGCCUUAUGCCGGAGGUGGUCUCUUCGGUACCAGUCUAGCGCCGUCCCAGCAAGUUCCGUCCGGUAUCUUCGGCUCAAAGCAGCCGUACCACACUACCACGGCAAAUUCCUCUCCCAAGUCUAACGAGGAGGAAGAUGACCUGUAA
Colletotrichum gloeosporioides is the source of this 2133-nucleotide messenger RNA. RefSeq lists its product as uncharacterized. Bases 1 to 2133 code for a protein of 710 amino acids. The transcript has a single exon. The record is from RefSeq and is a predicted model, not a curated record. NCBI's taxonomy places the organism in Eukaryota, Fungi, Ascomycota, Sordariomycetes, Glomerellales, Glomerellaceae.